Molecule: messenger RNA, 996 nt
Organism: Triticum dicoccoides
Lineage: Eukaryota; Viridiplantae; Streptophyta; Magnoliopsida; Poales; Poaceae
Product: probable CCR4-associated factor 1 homolog 11
Exons: 1
Coding region: 1-996 (331 amino acids)
Cellular component (GO): CCR4-NOT complex
Molecular function (GO): poly(A)-specific ribonuclease activity; nucleic acid binding
Source: RefSeq, a predicted model, not a curated record
AUGCACCGCGGACGCAUCGCCGUGAACCCGGCCGCCGGCACGUUCGCCAUGUUUCCGCCGCCGUUUCCCGUGCAGGUGCAGGCCCCGCCGUUUGCUUACCACGCGGUUCCCCUGCCGCCGGUACAGCCGCAGCUGGCGGUCCAGGUGCGCCCUGUGUGGGCGGGGAGCUUCAACGAAGAGUGGGCCUACCUCCAGAGCUUCGCCGCGUGCGCCCGCUACAUCGCCGUGGACGUGCACUACCCGGGACUCGUCCACGCCGCCGGACAGGACCUCAGCAGCCUGACGGUGGAGCACCGCUACGCGCUCAUGAAGGCCAACGUGGACGGCCUGAAGCCGCUCCAGGUCGGCAUCGCCGUCUGCGACCACCUAGGCCAGCAGGUCGCCUGGGAGUUCAACCUCCGCGACUUCUGCCGCGUCGCUGACCCGCACGACGACAAGGCCCUCGACUACCUCGCCGAGCGCGGCCUCGACCUCGACACGCUCCGUAACCACGGCGUCGACGCUUACAUGCUCGGCGCGCUGCUCAUGGGCUCCGGCCUCAUCGGCGCCGGACACGGGCGGCCGCUGUCAUGGAUCAUCCACGCCGGCGCCUACCACGUGGCGUACCUCCUGAAGAUCGUCACGGGCGGCGCCCCGCUGCCGCACGACGUGGCCGGGUUCCUCGGCGCCGUGCAGUACUACCUCGGCCAGCAGGUAUACGACGUCGCCACCAUGGCGGCCGACUGCACGGGCAUGCCGGUGGGGCUGGACUGCAUCGCCGCUAACCUGCGCAUCCAUCCGCCAUGGGGGAGCCCGCGCCUCGCAGGCGCCGCCGGCGUGCGCGCGCUUCUGGCCUUCCGGAUUUUGAAGGACGGGCAGUUCGGCGGCAACGUGGAGAGGUUCCGAGGCCUGCUUCAGGGCCUGCAACAUCUUCCACGGUCGAUCAGAAUCACACACGAGCAACGUCUUUGGUCAAGAAUUCCAAUGUGCAACGGACUCAUGCCGCCCGCCGGUUAA